UCGAAAAAAAAAAAAAGAUUGGUUCGUGCUCGAAAUUUGGGAUUUUGAAGGAAAGAGGUUUGAGUUAAUUCCAAAUCUGAAUCUGUAAAAAACUCUUUACCUUUCACUGGGGUAUGUAGUAGAAGCCCUCACUACUCGAGAUUCCAGCUCUCGCUUCUUCUUCUGCCUGCAUCGUUAGGGUUUCCAACAAAAUCGAAAAUCCUUACUCUAUCUAAUAGAUGGAGGGCAGACGGAUUACAGCUAGCCCUAGGCCUUGCAGCGGCGGAAGAAGAGUCGUCGCGAAGAAGAGACCUCGUCCCGAUGGCUUCGUCAACAGUGUCAAAAAGCUCCAACGAAGAGAAAUCUCGUCUCGUAAAGAUCGAGCUUUCUCCAUCAGCACUGCCCAGGAGCGAUUCCGCAACAUGCGUCUCGUGGAGCAAUACGAUACUCAUGAUCCCAAGGGACAUUGUUUAGUUGCGUUACCGUUUUUGAUGAAGAGAACUAAAGUUAUUGAGAUAGUUGCUGCGAGGGACAUUGUCUUUGCGCUUGCUCACUCUGGUGUCUGUGCAGCUUUCAGUAGAGAGACGAAUAGGAGGAUAUGCUUUUUGAAUGUAAGUCCAGAUGAAGUCAUUAGGAGCUUGUUCUACAACAAGAACAAUGAUUCCCUCAUCACUGUUUCUGUUUAUGCUUCUGACAAUUUCAGCUCUUUGAAAUGCAGAUCCACUAGAAUUGAGUAUAUUCUGAGAGGUCAGCCAGAUGCAGGGUUUGCCCUUUUUGAGUCUGAAUCGUUAAAGUGGCCUGGUUUUGUAGAGUUUGAUGACGUUAAUGGAAAGGUGCUUACGUAUUCUGCACAGGACAGUGUGUACAAGGUUUUUGAUCUGAAAAACUAUACCAUGCUGUAUUCGAUAUCAGAUAAACAUGUCCAAGAAAUUAAAAUAAGUCCAGGGAUAAUGUUAUUGAUCUUCAAGAGAGCUACAAGUCACGUUCCUUUGAAGAUUCUUUCUAUAGAAGACGGCACAGUUCUCAAGUCCUUCAAUCAUUUGCUUCACCGGAACAAGAAAGUUGAUUUCAUUGAACAAUUCAACGAGAAACUUCUCGUUAAGCAAGAGAAUGAGAAUCUCCAAAUACUCGACGUCAGAACCGCUGAACAAAUGGAAGUUAGCAGAGCAGAGUUCAUGACACCGUCUGCGUUCAUAUUUCUUUACGAGAACCAGCUGUUUCUAACAUUCAGGAACCGGAACGUGUCCGUGUGGAACUUUCGUGGAGAGCUGGUGACUUCCUUUGAGGACCAUCUUCUAUGGCAUCCGGACUGCAACACAAACAACAUCUACAUAACAAGUGAUCAAGAUCUGAUCAUCUCGUAUUGCAAAGCUGAUACUGAAGAUCAAUGGAUAGAAGGAAAUGCGGGAUCAAUUAAUAUCAGCAAUAUAUUGACUGGGAAGUGCUUAGCUAAGAUAACAUCAAGCAGUGGACCUCCAAAAGAAGAUGAGAGCAGCAGUAGUAGUAGUAGUUUGGGGACCAACUCAAAGCAGAGGAGAAACGCUGUGGCUGAAGCUUUGGAAGACAUAACGGCUCUAUUCUAUGACGAAGAACGCAAUGAGAUAUACACUGGAAACAGACACGGUUUUGUUCAUGUGUGGUCCAACUGAUCUCACAUCACGUCAUCAUCGUUGGCUACUUCUACUGUACUACUUGGUUUCUUCAAUUGUGUGUAGUACUCAAAUCUUUUAACUUAGUGUCUUUUGAGCAGCUUGUUGUGAAUCUACUUUGGGCAUGCGUUUGUGUGUUGUGUAACACUAGUAUCAUCGUACGUAACAUUUGGGGUUUGAUAAUUUUAUUAGAGACCCUUUAUUUCACUUAAAAGAAACCCUACAUCUUAGCAA
Brassica napus (rape) is the source of this 1862-nucleotide messenger RNA. RefSeq lists its product as uncharacterized. The transcript has 8 exons. NCBI's taxonomy places the organism in Eukaryota, Viridiplantae, Streptophyta, Magnoliopsida, Brassicales, Brassicaceae. The record is from RefSeq and is a predicted model, not a curated record. Gene Ontology annotation, molecular function: protein binding. Bases 219 to 1628 code for a protein of 469 amino acids.